Molecule: messenger RNA, 2374 nt
Organism: Contarinia nasturtii (swede midge)
Lineage: Eukaryota; Metazoa; Arthropoda; Insecta; Diptera; Cecidomyiidae
Gene: IP3K1
Product: inositol-trisphosphate 3-kinase homolog
Exons: 4
Coding region: 650-1834 (394 amino acids)
Biological process (GO): inositol phosphate biosynthetic process
Cellular component (GO): nucleus; cytoplasm
Molecular function (GO): inositol tetrakisphosphate kinase activity; inositol-1,4,5-trisphosphate 3-kinase activity
Source: RefSeq, a predicted model, not a curated record
AUGUUCAUUUGGUUCAGUCGUGAGUAAUUCAUUCAUCGAAAUCGGACGUCUGUUAUGUGCUAAAAUCAGAAGUAGUGCAGUUCUUCAAAACGUCAAACAAAUAUUGUAGAGAGCAAAGAAAAAACAACGAGAAAAAUUUCAAAUUCAUUUCGAUAAAAUUAUGUUAUUUGCUUUAAUUGGGAGGGAGUUCGACUACUACUGAACAUUUCAAGUGCAAACAAUAAAAAUAGCAGUGAAACAAAAAACACUACCAGAAAACAAAAUAGGAACAACGCCACUAGAAUUAUGUUUAGUUUUUUUUUGUUUAAUGUGCAACUCGAAUCGAACAAGGAAACAAAAAACAACAUUAAUCGUAUACAACUAGUAUAGAUGCUGACUGUUGUGAACUUCGAAAUCGCUCUUAAUAUUUCCUUUCAAAUCGAAUGAUUUAUAUGUCGGAUCACUUCAAAAAAUAAAUCCAAUCAAACAAGAAACUGUGCGAUUCGAUGUUUCACGAAUUAAAACAAUAAUCGUUUAGCAAAAAUUAUUACAAAGUGCUACAGGCAAAUGCGUGUGAAUGUAAACAAUAUUUUCAUUGAAAUUUGUGACUUGUUAAUGCACAGUGAAUAGUGUGUCACUUUUUAUUUUAACAUCGCAUCAACUGUGGAUAAUGACUACCACUUUCAUUGAUCGUCCGAUGGCUUGGAAGUCCAAUCAACGCUUGAAAUUCACACAGAACGACUGUAUCAACUUGAAAACAUUGUGGAAAAUGCUCAUUUUAAAUGAUAACCAUGAAAAAGAAGACAUCAAAAGCAACGAUAACUUUGGACUAAUUGCGCACACAGUAAAUGAGGGGAAUUCAGAAAAUAAUAUGUCAUUAUUAAAAUUCUUCGCAAUUAACGCAUUGGAAUUAAGUGCGCCAGCCUCACCAGUAUUACUGCAACAACAACAAAAAACCAUACCAUCCGGGUGGCUUCAAUUAGCUGGUCAUCCAGAAAGUAUUGAACUCUCAGCAAAUGGAACGGUUCGAAAGCGUAUAUCCGGCAUUGAUGAUUCUGAAGCGAUUGCAUACCGUGGCAUUAGCAAAGAUUCACAUGCAUCAAAAAUCGUGCCAAGAUUUUUAGGCGUAACAGAAUCAAAUGGCGAAACUUAUUUGGAACUUCAAGAUUUGCUGCACGGUUUCAAAGAUCCAGCUGUAAUGGAUAUCAAAAUGGGGCGUCGCACAUUUCUUGAGUCCGAAGUGACAAAUACGAAGCUUCGUAGCGAUUUGUAUAAGAAAAUGAUUUCCGUAGCACCGAAUGAGCCCACCGAUGAGGAGCAUGCCCGCGGCUCAAUCACAAAGCUCCGUUAUAUGCUAUUUCGAGAACAAAUGUCUAGCUCGAGUUCAAAGGGUUUUCGCAUUGAAGCGCUUCGCAUGAAAGGUUCAUCCCCCAUCACCGAUCUCAAAACUGUCAAAAGCGACACCGAAGUAUAUGAAACGAUUGCACAAUUUUUAUGCGACAAAAGACAUUUAACGAAGGACCUAUUAGAACGACUCAAGCAAAUUCGCCAAUACAUUGAACAAUCGAAAUUCUUUCAACGUCACGAAAUUGUUGGCAGCAGUAUAUUCAUUGUCUACGAUGAAGAUCACAUUGGUGCUUGGCUCAUUGAUUUUGCCAAAUCACGGCAACUUGAUGAAAACAUUAAAAUUGAUCAUCGACGGAAUUGGAUUCCGGGUAAUUGUGAAGAAGGUCUUCUGUACGGUGUUGAUCAACUGAUAAAUAUCCUCGUUGAUAUCAUAGCAGAUCAACCAAAUUCCGCGUUACCCAUUAAACGCCGAAGUUUACGAGAAAAAUAUUUACACAUUUCAAAGUAAAACAAUGGAAGAAGCUUAUAGAAAGAGGUUAAUUAAGAUAACGAAAUACAAACGCCCAAGGACGGGCAAGAUAAUAAUUUUUGUUUAUUAUUGACACACUGAUUGUUCUUCUAUAAAUUUUCACGAUAAAGAGUAAAACACAAAAUGUGUCACCACGAAUGAAGACUUUUUUUUUUCAUCCAGAAGAUUGUAAUUCUAAUUCAUUCAUGAAAUAUUAUCUAUUAAUCACUGUUGUUUAAUCAAAUAUUUUUAAUUUGAAUUGUUAUUAGGUUUUCUUUUUUUAAAAAGAUUCUCAAAACAUUCGUAGAAAAUAUAUAAGAUUAGAAUAGUGUUGUGAAUUCUAAUGUUCUCGAAAGAAUUGUGUUGAAUUCCUAGGGAAAUUAAAUCAAUUUCUAUAAAAUCGGAACUCUAAUUGAAUGUUCCAAACAAACUUGAGACUGAUACAUCGUAAAGCUUAGAAUAUCUAAAAAUGUAACUUUUAUAUCGUAUUCCAUGAUUUGUAAACACAUAAACAUAAAAAGAAACUAUUGGCAAAAUCUA